Molecule: messenger RNA, 2058 nt
Organism: Marchantia polymorpha subsp. ruderalis
Lineage: Eukaryota; Viridiplantae; Streptophyta; Marchantiopsida; Marchantiales; Marchantiaceae
Source: the annotation of a GenBank genome assembly
CUGAUUUGAGGCAGCGUCCAAAGCAUAAUGUGAAAGAAAGUCACUAUCAUUUAUUACGUACAUCACUGGACUCCCAAGUUUCGAUUUGAGUUUCUACGGGCAUUCAUUGUCCAGAGUUGGGCCCAAUCAGUGCAAAUUGUUGUGGAUGACAUUCGAGACUCAUAUCGACAAGUUGAUAAGAACACAUCUCCCUCUCGUACUCAAAGUUUUGAGUUAUCUUUCUCCCAUGGUCGGAUGAGAUGAAUUACUAGCUUAAGCUCUGCCACUAUAAUCCAGCAGUGAAGUUGUCUUGCUGACCGAAGAAUUGACAUUCUGUGAGAACGGUGACGUGAAGCAUGCUGAAACGUGCUCUCCUGUCUCCUUAUUGAGACAGGAGGGAGAGCAGCCAAGUGUCUAGAAUGCUGUCUCCAGAAACUUCGAUGCUGAUAAUCUUGAAAUUUACAUGGACGAUAUUGCAAGACUCUAGGCAAGCGAAUCUGUCAAUGUAAACGAGCACUCAAGAAAACGAGGCGUAUCACUGCAGCUAGAUACAUUCUACUGCGAUGAAACUCUGGCCACCUUGUAUUUCGUCUGUAUACGUCUGACUACGCCAAACCAUCGUCGUUGUCGGGUUGAUUUCAUCAUCGACAGGUCUGGAGCGACUCAGAUGGAGACAUGAUAUUGAAUGAAUGAUUGUGUUGAUGGAUAGUUUUCGUCCGAUUAACAGAUUCGUCCGUAUAACAAGAGCAAAGGUCAGAAGACAAAAGAUGCACGCUCAAUAUUUCGAAACAGUGCAGGCACUGCGAUUAACGAACGAAGACAACAAUCGAACAGCCGAGCAUAGACAGCAGUCCCAAUUACUUUCGCUCACAGUAAUCAUCGCAGCCAACAGGGGCUUGGUCAUGCUACUCGGCCCAGAUUCAGAUCCGAAAAGCAAAAAUCCAAAUUCUCGAAAGUCUCGUCUCGAAAAUCAGCAAACCCCGAUCUUGUGCCAGCAGCACGAGACAAGCUCAUGGAGCUCGGGAUACGUAUCUCUCCAAAGCUGUAACUCGACGGCAGCAAGACCGAGCGAGCUUCGAUCGUCGUCCAGCAUGCAAAGCUGCACGCUCCGUGCAUCUGGGGCAGCAGAACCCGCCGCUGACUAAUUGGCCCGGCCCCCAUGGCACCAUCCCUCCCACCGUCGCCCUGCGUCAUUCACGAGUACGUCACCCAACUCAACUCAACUCACUCUCCCGUGGUUCGAACCACGUCCGGUCUACUCCAGACCAGACCAGCGCAGGGCAUCCCAAGGUUAACCCUCCCUGGGUCCCUGACGUCAUCCCAGUGACGUCGCCUGCUGAUGUCAUCCGGUGACGUCAUCCGGUGACGUUAGACAGAACAUGUGCAGGAGAGGAGAGCAGAGAGAGAGGAGCAUGGCGAGAGACACAUCGCUUUCCUCAUUUAGAACCCGAGGAGCAAGUUUCCGGCGGACGCAGCGGAGAGUCCCACCGGAGAGAGGUCGCUGCGAACGCCGAUCCGAGCUUGGAGACCGCAUCACGGCGCUGACAGAGCGGGCGCGAGGCUGACGUCAUGGGACAGACGUCAGCCGGGCGUCGACGGUCGAGUCGAGACGAACGGCGAACAGUUCGAGCCAACUUACGGGCCACUACUACUGACGAGAAGCAGCAGCAGCUGCUGCUGCUGCUCCUCCAUCCGAUUAGAGUGGUGCAAGUUAUCCCGCUCGCUGUGAAUGAGACUUCGUUGGGCACGCCGGCGAAUCGCAGCUUUACUGAAUGCGACCUGUAUGAUGGAGUAGACCUGAUGUCUGUCGCGGUCGGACUCGAGGACGAAAAGAGAGAGAGAGAGAGAGAGAGAGCGACGAGGGCCUUUUCACCUUCUCUCAGAGUGCGCUGACAUACGGAAUGCUGCCUGAACUACACGAGACGGAUGGAAAAAGCCGAUAGACUGGUAGAAAUCCAUCCGCUGGUUUCGGGAACUGUGGCAGCCGAUUGCGCAUGUGGCCAUGUCCAAGACCCGAUGUGGCACGACAAUGGUUCCGGGCCUUCCGAUCCUUGAGAAAUGGCCUUGACCUCAACCACC